AACAUGUCUGUCGAUCUUGUUAGACUCGUGUCCAGAAUUUCUGUCCUCGCCGCUGUUGCGAUCACCUACAUCGUCGGAUGGACCGCUGGUUUGGUGCUACUUGUGACGAGCUCGGUCUUUCUUAAUUGGAAGACCGCAUGGCUGGUGAUUCGCACGCUGCCGCGCGAUGCCGUGGCCAUCAAGAGAUACUUGCAGCUGGUUUCCUUUUUGAGGCUCACGCAGCUCAGGCAGAAGACUCCGACCAUGUUUUUCGCAGAGUUCGCCAAGAAACACCCGGAAAGACCGAUGUUCUACUAUGGCGAUAGAACUUGGACCUUCGGGGAGGCAGAUCGUUAUACGAACCAAAUCGCCAACUUCUUCAAAGACCUCAACCUCAAGGCGGGCGACGACGUUGCGAUCGUCAUGGAGAACUGUCCAGAAAUGGUUUUCAUGUUCCUAGGACUAGCCAAGAUCGGAGUGGCUUCCGCCUUGGUGAACACGAAUCUCAGAAAAUCACCACUUCUGCAUUCUAUCCGGAGCGUGAAAACGAAAGCCGUAAUUUUCACUCCCACGACUGCUGGCUCCUUGAUGGAAGUACGACAGGAUAUCAAAUCGCUCUCGACCGAUGGCGGCGUACAAAUGCUCUGUUACGGCAUGUGUGGAUCGGUAGAGGACUUGGGCGCUUCAGAGAUCAAACAGCUCAUCUCUCAACAGAGCGCAACGCCCCCGACCUACCGAGGAAAACUCGACGACCGCUUCCUCUAUGUGUUCACCUCAGGAACGACUGGCCUUCCGAAAGCAGCAAUCGUGAAAAAUUAUCGGUAUCUCAUGUGCGCAGCCGUCGCGAAAUAUCUAGCUCGACUGAAAUCGGAAGAUACGCUCUACAUCUACUUGCCGAUGUAUCACACAUCCGGCGGAAUUAUGGGAGUCGGUCCCGUGAUUCUGUUCGGGACCUCGGGUGCCAUGGCACCGAAGUUCAGCGCGUCGAAGUUCUGGAGUGACUGUAUCCGAUACAAUUGUACUGUCAGUCACUACAUUGGUGAAAUCUGUCGAUAUCUCCACGUGCAACCACCGAGGCCAGAGGACAAAGCUCAUUCCAUACGAAUGAUGUACGGCAACGGCAUGAAAGCUUCCCUAUGGCCGAAAUUCAUCGAGCGCUUCAACGUCAGAGACAUCAAGGAGUUAUACGGCGCCUCUGAAGGCAACGCCAACAUCAUGAACAUGGAUAACGUUGUAGGGAGUGUUGGAUGCAUACCGACGAUCUGUCGGUUGAGUAUGACCGCAGCAAGAUUAUCGUGGAAUCGAUUUCUGAUCAAGGUGGAUCCACUCACGGGCAAACCCCUGAGGGGUCCGGACGGAUUGUGCAUGUUGUGCGGUCCGAGGGAAGCUGGAGAGUGGGUGGCGACCAUAAAUCCGAAGAAACCGGAACUCGCCUUCGACGGGUACACAGACAAAUCAUCCUCUUCGAAGAAAACUUACAGCGACGUGAUUGUCAAGGGAGACCUGUGUUUCGCAACGGGUGACAUUUUGGAGUACGACGAGCUUGGGAACCUAUAUUUCAAGGACCGGACUGGUGAUACGUACCGAUGGAAAGGGGAAAACGUAUCGACAGCAGAAGUCGAAAACGUGAUCAGCAAGUAUUCCAUCAUGAACGAUUGCGUCGUGUACGGCAUUUCUGUUCCCGGUGUUGACGGGAAGGCCGGCAUGGUGGCGUUGCUCGAUCCAAACUUGGACUAUGCCAAGGGAGAACACUUGAAGGAGUUACUGGCGAGAAUCAAAACCGAACUACCUUCGUACGCGAUCCCAAUCAUGGUCAGACUGACCAGGAAGCUAGAGGCAACUAGCACCUUCAAGCUCAUCAAGACACAGCUCGUCAAAGAAGCUUACGACCUAGACAAAGUGAAAGAUCCGCUUUUUAUUCUCGACGUGACUAGACAGCAGUAUGUGCCCUUCGACGAAAAUAUCCUUGAGCGGAUCCGUCAAGGCGUGUGGAGACUCUAAAACGAGAGCUCGUCAGAAGCCGAGAUUAGAUUGCGGCAACGAGUUCCCAGGACCAAAAUCCCACGUAUUUUCAGCUAGCAAGGGAAGAUCGAACACAAUGCGAUCGUGUUAUUCUUGGAGUAACCCCGAAAAAAA
Galendromus occidentalis (western predatory mite) is the source of this 2115-nucleotide messenger RNA. Its product is annotated as long-chain fatty acid transport protein 4. The record is from RefSeq and is a predicted model, not a curated record. Lineage: Eukaryota; Metazoa; Arthropoda; Arachnida; Mesostigmata; Phytoseiidae. Gene Ontology annotation, molecular function: long-chain fatty acid transmembrane transporter activity; long-chain fatty acid-CoA ligase activity. Gene Ontology annotation, cellular component: plasma membrane; endoplasmic reticulum membrane. The coding region runs from base 4 to 1980 and encodes 658 amino acids. The transcript is spliced from 2 exons. Gene Ontology annotation, biological process: long-chain fatty acid metabolic process; long-chain fatty acid import into cell.